Molecule: messenger RNA, 5650 nt
Organism: Siniperca chuatsi (mandarin fish)
Lineage: Eukaryota; Metazoa; Chordata; Actinopteri; Centrarchiformes; Sinipercidae
Gene: adgra2
Product: adhesion G protein-coupled receptor A2
Exons: 19
Coding region: 767-4921 (1384 amino acids)
Biological process (GO): sprouting angiogenesis; central nervous system development; cell surface receptor signaling pathway
Cellular component (GO): Wnt signalosome; plasma membrane
Molecular function (GO): G protein-coupled receptor activity; protein binding
Source: RefSeq, a predicted model, not a curated record
GGGACCAGAGCGCAGACGGAGACGGCAUGGGCGCACUUGGGGUAGUAAGUAAGUGAGUUUGAGUGUGACAGAGGCAAGCAGGCAAAACCGCUAGACUGUGGGAAUUACACAGGAGCCGAUGAAGACCAGCUCAUUUCUUGUCCGAACUAAUAGUUUUUUCCUUGUUUAAAUUUAUUUAAAGUUGCGCUUGAGAUAAGUCUACGGAGAACUCCGGGAUCGGGGAAAACACUGAGGACAACUUUUAAGAGCAGCGAAACAACUGGCAAAUGUUUGAGAAUAUACGUUUUACUUUUACGUCUUCAUUUAAAUGACAGUGUGGUUCUGGCUGUAACUGCUCAGACGUGAAUCUCAUCAACCCCUGGAUUAACUUGUAGAGUGGGAGAUAACGGUAUUCUUGACACUCCCAAGUAUCAUAAAAGUGAUGUAAAUCUUUUAAGGUAGACCUAAUUAAUACGACCACCGACAGAAUACUGCGCCUGUUUGUAGGUGUUGAAGGAGUUUGGAUGGACUCACAAACCCCUUAAAUUUAUUAACCGUUUGGACUAAAGGGAGUUGUGCGCCUGGGCUGCCAUGACAUAACGGGACACUCUUGGAAAACCAAGGGUAUAUGAUUUUUUCUUAAAUGACUGGAUGAUGAGUGUUUAUUGUUGAGCGGAGGAUCUCCAAAUUUACCAUUCAUUCAAGACCUGAAAGAUAAUUGUGUUUCUUCUCGCCCUCCUUACUACCCCCCCCCCCAGAAAAAAAAGCUUCAUGGUGGAGAUAUGGGAUGACUGGAGGCGGGGGUGCAGCUGAGGUGAGAUCCAGCCGAAGGACAAUGUUUGCGCCCGGCGUUGGCAUCCCUCUGCUGCCGGGGCGUCUGGUACUGAUGCUGCUCCUGCUGUCCGCCUCCGAGCCGAGGCUCUCCCAGGCUUGUCCCGGGUUGCUCGCCUCCACCAGCGGCUGCAGCUGCACGGACGAGCGGUCCAAAGCGCACGGCGUCCAGGCUGUGGGGAGAAGGGUCAGCUGCAGCAAAGAGGAGCUGACUGAACCUCCGGAUGCCAGCCUGCUGCCCAACAGGACCGUCACUCUGAUUCUGAGUCACAACAAAAUCCGAGUUCUGAAAAAUGGAUCCUUCUUUGGACUUUACGCUUUGGAAAAACUGGACCUCAAGCACAACUUAAUCAGCACCAUCAUGCCUGGAGCCUUCCAAGGCCUCUCUGAGCUUCGGAAACUCGACCUAUCCAACAACCGCAUUGGCUGCCUGACUGCAGACAUGUUCCAGGGGUUGACCAAUCUCACUAAACUGAACCUCUCUGGCAACAUCAUAUCGACCAUGGAUCCAGGAGUGUUUCAGGAGCUGCCGUCCCUCAAGCUAGUGAACUUCAACUCAGACUACCUGUCAUGUGACUGUGGGUUGCGUUGGGUCCCGGGGUUCUUUCGCAGCAGUUCAGCCCGGUUGGGGGACGAAACCCUGUGUGCCUACCCCAAGAGCCUGAGGGGAAAGCCCCUGCGUGGACUAAGGGAAAGCCAGCUGAGCUGUGAUGGUGCUCUGGAGCUGCACACACUGUCGCUGCUGCCGUCCCAGCGUCAGGUGGUCUUCAAAGGCGAUCGGCUGCCCUUUCAUUGCACUGCUGCCUUGGUGGACAAGAUCACCACAAUACACUGGCGUCAUAAUGGUCAGCUGGUGACCUCUGACCCAGAGAUCGGGGUCCAGCUGGAGAACAGUGUGCUGCAUGACUGCACCUUCAUCACCAGUGAGCUUAUUCUAUUCAACGUACAUGUGGAGGCCAGAGGAGAGUGGGAGUGUGUGGUUUCUACUGGGCGGGGCAAUACAUCUCGCAGUGUUGAAAUAGUGGUGCUGGAGAACAGUGCCUCCUUCUGUCCAGAGGAUAAAGUUGUCAACAACCGUGGGGAGUUCAGGUGGCCCAGAACUCUGGCAGGUAUCACCUCACAUCAGUACUGUCUGCAGCUGCGUUACCCCUCCCUGUCUGUGGAGGGAGGUAUUGAGCAGAAAAAAGCCUCUCGAUACUGUGACCGUUCUGGGAAGUGGCAGGAGGGCGACUAUUCAGACUGUCACUACACCAAUGGCAUCACCCGUGUCCUGCAUACUUUCAUCCUGAGGCCCAUCAAUGCAUCCAAUGCUGUCACUCUGGCACAUCAGGUGCGCACGUACACCCUGGAGGCUGCAGGCUUCACUGACUCUGUGGAUGUGUUGUAUGUGGCGCAAAUGAUGGAGAAGUUUAUGGAAUAUGUUGGACAGCUGCGAGAGUUGUCAGAGGUCUUGGUGGAGAUGGGCAGUAACCUGAUGCAGGUGGACGACCAGAUCCUCGCUCUUGCCCAGAGAGAGAAGAGAGCCUGCAGCUCCAUAGUCUACUCUCUGGGUACACUGGCCUGGCCUCAGCUACACAGUCAUGCUCAGGACUUCUCCAUGGUGUCUAGGAACAUUGUGAUGGAGGCCCAUUUAAUUCGACCAGCCCACUUCACUGGCAUAACCUGCACUGCGUAUCAGCGUCGUGAGGUCUCAACGGGCAGCCUGGGAAUGGAAAUGGCCGAGUCCGCUCGUGAGCAGCAACUUCGUUUUCGCUGUAGCACUGGCUCCCAUAACACCUCCCUCAACAAUUUUCCUCUAAAGAAUUCAGUAGCCCUGGCCUCUGUGACUCUCCCAGCUACUCUGUUUCCUCCCGACGCUCCUGCAGACUGUAAGCUGCAGUUUGUAGCCUUCAGAACCGGCAGCUUUUUCCCUCUGUCUGGGAACUCCAGCAACACUGGGGAACACUCUCGCCGACGUAGCGUCAACACUCCUGUCAUCUUUGUUGGCCUAGAUGGCUGCAGAAUGUGGAACCACUCAGAACCCAUCUGGGUGUCGCUGCGCCACUUGUCCCCUGGCACUGAUGCUGUGGCAGCCCAGUGGAGCCUGAAGGCACUGGAGAAACAGGGAAGCUGGAGCCAGGAGGGCUGUCAGCUGGUACACAGUGACAGCAGCACCUCCACAAUGCGCUGCUCUCUGCUUAGCAACUAUGCUGUGCUACAGGAGGUGCCUGACUUCCCCAAUUCCACACCCAUCUCUGUAAGAGUACUCCACCCUGUGGUCUAUGCCUGCACUGCAGUGCUCCUGCUUUGCCUCUUCACCAUCAUCAUCACACACAUACUGCACCACAGUUCUAUUCACAUAUCAAGAAAAAGCUGGCACACAUUACUGAAUACCUGCUUCCACAUCGCCAUGACAACAGCCAUCUACGCAGGAGGCAUAAGCUUGACCAGCUACCCAGUGGUUUGUCAAGCAGUGGGCAUUGCCCUGCACUACUCCUCGCUGUCGACCCUGUUGUGGAUUGGAGUCAGUGCCAGGGUCAUCUACAAAGAGGCUGUGUGGAGAAUGCCACGGCAGCCGGAGGGAGAGUCUCCUGCUCCACCUACACAGCGACCUAUGCUCAGGUUCUAUUUGAUAGCUGGUGGAGUUCCUCUUAUCAUUUGUGGGAUCACUGCAGCUGUCAAUGUCAACAACUAUGGAGACAACAGCCCUUACUGCUGGCUGGUGUGGCGCCCCAGUCUGGGGUCUUUCUUUGUCCCUGCUGGCCUAGUGGUGUUGGUGACAUGGAUCUAUUUCCUGUGCACUGUGUUUCGCCUAAAGCACCGUGUGGCCAAAGAAUGCACAGGAACCACCCUGUCCUCUCCCGUUACUGAGAGCCAGCCUGCACUGGCAGGAAGCACCAGUCUCCUCUCCACAGACUCAGUGGUGGGACCUAUAAACCCUGUUGUGGCACCAGAGGACCAGUAUUCGCUGAAGACACAGUUCUUGGUGCUGGUGGCAACCCACUUCCUGUUUGUGGUUCUGUGGUGUUGUGGAGCCAUGGCAAUGUGGCUGACAGGGCACACUAGCUUGUUGUUUAGCUGUCUCUAUGGGAUGGCUGCCACAGUUUUGGGGGUAUUUCUGGUGGUACACCACUGCUUCCGACGUCUGGAUGUGCAGGCUUCAUGGCUGGCAUGUUGCCCAGGCUAUCGCCGCUCCCAUCCCAUGUCUACUUACGCACACACCUGCACUACCGGGAGUGGAGUGCAGACCUCUGAGCAGGGAUCGCAACUUUUCAUCAACUGCCAUCCACCUGGUGACUCUCAUAACUCCUCAUCAGUUCGGUCAUCAUCCACGCCAAGUGGAAUCAGCAGUGUGGGCCCUGGGCCCUGCAAGCUCACCAACCUGUUGCAGGUGGCACAAGACAAUCCAAACAACACUUCACGUGCCCCUGCGGGCAACAACACUAGCACCAGUACUGACAACAUCACCAAGCCAACAAACAAUAUUCUGCCCACCAUUAACUCUGCAGCCCCCGUGCAUCCUCAGAGAAGGAAAGUGAGUAGCAGAACUAAACAAGGAAGCAGCCAGUAUCACCACCGGAGUGAAGGCAGAGGUCACUAUCGUCUCAAAGCUCUAAGGACUGCUGCAGGUGGGGGCAGCCUGGGAGCUUUAGGACCCACUGGUUUUGAGCACCUCAGUUCUUCACAUGCGGUUUACAAACAGGCCACGAGUGAGAAUGGCAGCAUCCACCACAGCCUUUCAGAGAACCAGGCCAGCCCGCUUACCAAUGGAAAGCACGUUGGAGAGUCAGUGGCAACCAGCCCCUCAGAGGGAAGUGAUGGGGGCAGCAGCGGGAGCCGCAAACCCUUCCCCCUGUUGCCAUCUAUGGCCAGCAGAGCUGCCAUGCACGGUGCUCAGAGACGAUGCGCCAGCAGAGACAAUUUGAAACUAGCUGCUGCUGCAGAGCGAGACACUAAGCGCUGCUCCUACCCUUUGAACAGUGUCACCACCACUGUGCCAGGGGCCGCUGCCCCAAAUGGCACCCUCAAAAACUCAGUGAUCGAGCUAGAGCAGGACAUGAGUGGCACAGACCAAUCCCAGAGCUCCGUUGGAAUGAAGAGUGGUUUGUGGAAAAGUGAAACCACAGUGUAACCUAUACUUAUAUGUGAACUUCUAUGCAUGACCUUAAUGGACUCUUAAAUGAUUAGGUUAUGUUUUAAUGGUCUCUUGAUUAUAAUAAUUAUAUAAUUUAAGAUAUAAAAUCAUGAAGGCAUCCAGGACCCUAAACUGGUACUUUUGCCUCUGUAGCAUUGUAAGAGUUUGCUGUGAAAUGGUAAAAAAAAAUAAUAAGGCAGGUUUUUUUAUUGUCAUUUUCAAACAUAAGAUACUCAUUUCUUUUAUUCAUUUCACGAAAAAUGUACAUGAUAUCUCUGAAAUUGACAUAUGAUGUUGAUUUUGGAUGUCUAAUGAAAGCUUUACUGUUUUAGUUGUGAUUUUUCUAUGCAUAUCAACUAUAGCAUGAAAUGGAAUGCAAGAUGGUCCACUUAAUCUGUGGACAACCUUUCACUCUUAUGAUGGCUUCAAGUAAUUGUUUGCGUGGAACUCAUGUAUGCUUUUGUAUGUUCUGUGUGUGUCUCUGUGUGUGUGUGUGUGUGUGUGUGUGUGUGUGUGUGUGUGUGUGUGUAUGUGCACAUACACUAGGAGAGUAAUUGCAUGAGUGUGGCUGUACAGAAUCUCGGUGUGAAUUAAAAAAAGUUAUGCGAGACUUUUGGAUAUAUGAUGAAAAUAUUUUAUUUUUAUUUCUAUGUACUCCCAACAGCACUGACAGAGCUCCCCAUAUCUAAUAAAUCCAGAAAGAAUAAAAAUUAGGGGAAAAAAUAA